Messenger RNA from Ostreobium quekettii, 1155 nucleotides. NCBI's taxonomy places the organism in Eukaryota, Viridiplantae, Chlorophyta, Ulvophyceae, Bryopsidales, Ostreobiaceae. The record is from the annotation of a GenBank genome assembly.
AUGGUGCAGUCGCUGAUAUGGACACUGCCUUGGCACGUGAUAGUUGCUGCUGUGUUCACUGACAAUCAAAGUAAUGGAUGUGCAUUGCUGCAGGAAAAAAGUGACAGAUCAAUGCUAACUUACUUCCAGGAUGACAAUUCGCACAUCAAGGUCACAGAGCAGUCUUCUGCAAAGCUUGGAAAAUCCACGCUCCGCAAUGCUCAGACCGUCUGUUCGGAUGGGUCCCAGGGUUCCACCUCACUGGAGGCAUGCCUACGGCUGUACACCCUGGCCUGCCACCACCGCUGCCGGCAACAGGAGUGCCUGGAACGCAGACUGCUGGAGGAACGUCAGCAGAUGGCGGCAUCAGCCCCUCGGCCUGCACCCCUGCCGGAGAAGAUCUAUGGCAGUGGAUGCGGCCAGGGCACCACCAGGCCAAAGCUCUCGCCCCUCCCCACAGGUAUGGAAGAAUGUACCUUCCACCCCAAGACCAAUGUGCAAAGGGUCUUGUCGAAAUCUGGAUGCCUGGUUAACGGUGAAAGCCAGCUGGAGGGUGCGCACUGCCACAGGAUUGCUGGCGGUGUUGACGGUGCAAAGCCCGUUCCGGCAGUUUCAGAGCCAGCUGGGUCUGAAGAACAGGGCACUGUGUCUGGCAGCCACACCCCUAGAGCGGUCAUAAGGUCGUUCAGACCCCAGCCUGCAUCGAGCACGCUCGACGACUUGAAUGACACUUUCACUGUCUCCGUUUCAGAAGUGGACGUUGAUGAUUUUCUCAAGCGCCAGACCACCUUUGCUGAGAACAGGGAACAGAAACUGCAAGAGCUGAGGAGGACAGUUGUGCCAGGACUGCAGAUGUCCCCAGGCUCGCGAAGAAUCUUGGAGCAACGGGAGAAGAGGCUUUCAAGGGAUAAAAACGUGACAGAGCAGAAUUUGGAGGGAGAGGGUGGGGAUGCAGGGUUGGGAAGAGAAAGCGAGGCUGGAAAUUCGGCCUCCAGUACCAUUGGACCUUGCAAGGGGAAAACCAUGGGGAGAGGCAGCCGUGUGCCAUAUCCAGGCUGCACAUUCAGGCCCAAGAUUUCCUGGAGGGCACAAAAGAAGCCAUCUCGCUCACUGGAUGAAUUGAGUUCAGCAGAGUUGCACAGAAGAGAGGCAAACUUGGUAAGAAUUCAAGGAUAG